Messenger RNA from Drosophila miranda, 2075 nucleotides. RefSeq lists its product as uncharacterized. Gene Ontology annotation, molecular function: ligand-gated monoatomic ion channel activity. The coding region runs from base 27 to 2069 and encodes 680 amino acids. The record is from RefSeq and is a predicted model, not a curated record. Gene Ontology annotation, cellular component: membrane. Lineage: Eukaryota; Metazoa; Arthropoda; Insecta; Diptera; Drosophilidae. The transcript has 4 exons.
ACAGAAACUCGUUAAUAUUCGAAGUGAUGAAGGUUCAACUUAUUCGCUGGCGCCUCCUUCUCCCGCUGUUGCUGGCGGUUGUCAAUGUCAGUGGCAGCUGGCCGGACAGCGGCAUCCGUACGAGAUAUCCCCGCGAGGGAGCGGCUCCGGGAACUGCACCAUGGGGCAAUCAGUUGCCGGAUAUGCUAGUCGCUUACUAUCGCCACCAUGGCGUUCACAGUCUGAUGCUGGUCGUUUGUCACACGGACAUUGCUGAUGCACGCCUUCGGAUGCUGUGGCGCCACUUCAACCUCAACAACUUCUAUGUGCAGGUCAGUACGGAGGACUCGCUGCGGGACCUUCGACAUGUCGUUGCCCUGGACGAAUUGAGCGUGGCCCCACCGCCGCAGAGUUUCCACGCCAACAACUCGACUCACUGGAAGACUUCGUUUCUGCUCCCCAAGCUGCAAUACAAGCUGGGCAUCCUGCUCCUGGAGUUUGGCAGCACGUGUUCCCAGAACCUACUCCGGUGGUCGGCCGCCACGGAGCAUAGCUACUUCACGACCAAUCGAUUCUGGCUGCUGCUCACCGAAGAUCUAAGGGACAUCGACCUACUGGACGAUCCCGAAAUAUUCAUCCCCCCCGACAGCGAGCUGAGGGUGCUCCACCACAGCUACGAUGGGAGCUCCUUUUCAGCCAGCCUCAUAGACGUUUACAAAGUCGCUGCGUCGAAGCCCCCGAAGCAAAAGUUGGUGGGACAGCACCUACGUCGUGCGGGGCACAUGAUUCAUGCCCUGCAGCACUUUGGUUCGGCCAUCACGUACAGGCAGGAUCUGGAGGGGAUUGUCUUCAACACGGCCAUUGUGAUUGCCUUUCCGGAUCAGUUCACCAACAUUGAGGAUCUGUCACUGCGUCAUAUCGACACCAUAUCGAAAGUCAAUCAUCGUCUAAUGUUAGAGCUGGCCAACCGAUUGAAUGUCAGCUACAACACCUAUCAGACCGUCAACUAUGGCUGGCGACAGGCGAAUGGCUCCUUUGAUGGUCUCAUGGGUCGCUUUCAGCGCUACGAACUGGACCUGGCCCAGCUGGCGAUCUUUAUGCGCCUGGAUCGGAUUGCCCUUUGCGACUUUGUGGCGGAGACAUUUAGAGUGCGGGCUGGUAUCAUGUUCCGGCAGCCACCACUGUCGGCAGUGGCGAAUAUCUUUGCCAUGCCCUUCGAGAACGAUGUCUGGGUGUCCAUAAUUUGUCUGCUGAUCAUUACGACAGUAGUGCUGGUGUUGGAGCUGCUCUUCUCGCCGCACACCCACGACAUGGCCUACAUGGACACGGCGAACUUUGUCUGGGGGGCCAUGUGCCAGCAGGGGUUCUAUGUGGAGGUACGCAAUCGAUCGGCAAGAAUCAUUGUGUUCACCACCUUUGUGGCGGCUCUCUUUUUGUUUACCUCGUUCUCCGCAAACAUUGUGGCACUGCUGCAGAGUCCCUCGGAUUCGAUCAGAUCGCUGGCUGAUCUGGGCCAAUCCCCGUUGGAGAUCGGUGUCCAGGACACUCAAUAUAACAAGAUCUACUUCACAGAGUCCACGGACCCAGUGACAAAGAAUCUAUACAACAGGAAGAUCGCCGCCAAGGGCGAUCAUGUUUAUAUGCGACCCACCCUGGGGAUGGAAAGGAUGCGCACGGGUCUGUUUGCCUAUCAGGUGGAGCUUCAGGCGGGCUAUCAAAUUGUCAGCGAUACAUUCAGUGAGCCGGAGAAGUGCGGCCUGAUGGAGCUGGAGCCGUUCCAGCUCCCGAUGUUGGCGAUUCCCACAAGGAAGAACUUCCCCUACAAGGAACUUAUGCGAAGGCAAUUACGCUGGCAACGGGAGGUCAGCUUGAUGAGCCGCGAGGAUCGCAAGUGGAUACCGCAGAAGCCGAAAUGCGAGAGCGGCAUGGGCGGCUUUGUGUCCAUUGGCAUCACAGAGUGCCGCUAUGCCCUGGGCAUCUUUGGUUGUGGAGCGGCGGCCAGCUUCGCCGUCUUCCUCUGGGAGUUCAUCUUGAAGCACUUUAAGCGCGUAUGCCGCAUGAUUGGGAGUUACAAAGAGAUGCGGCUCUAGGCUGCA